UGCAAGAUGUCGUCCAAUACCAGCAGACAAAGCAGAAGUCAAUAUUCUCCUUUGGUCAACUUAUCUACCUCCCAGGGCUCAAGCGGAUGGGGGAAACAGGCRRCCAAGAGGUUUGAUACGUCGGAGGUCUUCAAGAAAGAUCCCCUUUUGAAGAGUUUAGAGGGGAAAAUUGCCGURGGAUUCGGAGACUACAAGCCUUGGCAACGCACUUCUAUCCCUAGAAACGCGAUCCCUGUAAAGCCGUCAGCCCCUAGAACUUCUAGGAAGGAAUCAAAUAGACCUCUKUCUAGUCGCAUGACUCGAUCGAGCUAUAGUGCUGGAGGAGGGUCAAAAGCAGGAGAAUACGAGAGGCCUUCUAGCGGAGCUACUAUUCAUACCCAGUGCUCGUCUGUUUGUCUUCAUCCAUGGCUCAAAAAACCUGUGAUUAUUCCUUCUGGGGCAUUUGAUAAAAAGAGAUAUAAGUUUUUGUCUGUCCUCAGGACGCAAAUAAGGGCAAGACAAAGAACAAUAGAAGAAUACCAAAACAGGAAGAUGCAACUACUACAAGACAAUUUAGCUUUUAAAGAACAAAUUGAGUCCUCUGAAGUUGAUGUGCAUGACCAAGUUAAGGGCUUACUUCAAAAGUAUGAUAAAUUUAGGGGAGCUCUGGACACUUUAAACAAAACCUAUGAAGAAGAUCUUAUUGCAGCAAAGAAAAGCUUGAAAAGCACUCAACUGAAAGUAAACAUGGAGCUAGAAGAAUUACAACAAAACCUCAAUGCAUUGAAUGUUAARCUUCAGAAAGAAAUACAAAAAACAAACACUCUUCUUAAUUAUAAGGACAAGGAAUACCCAGARAAAGCUUUACAGAUUGCAAAAUUAAAGAAAAGAAAAGAAAUUAUUGCUAGUGCAUUUAAGGAAGAGCUUGAGGAGCUGCAAGCCGUCAUUGAAACUGAAACUGUCAAAUUUGGUGAUCACACACAGAGGACCCAAGAGGAAAUUAAGGUUAAAGCAGUUCAGGAUAUGGUGAAGUGUAUAAAUCCAAGUGUCCAAGAAUUAGCUCUUCAAAACAUGGCCAUGAAAAAGGAAAUUGAAAUGCACUUAAAUGAGGUUAAACUUCUUGAAGAUAAAAAUCAAGGUUUAGAAGAGAAAAUACAAUCUCUCCUAGAAAGUAAAGAAUUAAACACUAGAGAACAACUAUUUCCUGAUGUGGUUGGAGAAAGAGUCAAAUGCACACCUGAUAUGGAUUUAGUGCUUGACAUACCUACUCACAAGUGGUUACCGAUAUAAAAAGAUAUCUAAUUUAAUUUAUUAUGUAAAUAAGAUGAUUAUAUUUUYAUACAUUAAAAUUACGAUAAAAAAGUUUUUUGUUAUUUUAUUGC
This is a messenger RNA of Exaiptasia diaphana, 1361 nucleotides long. RefSeq lists its product as uncharacterized. Bases 7 to 1269 code for a protein of 420 amino acids. The transcript has 12 exons. The record is from RefSeq and is a predicted model, not a curated record. NCBI's taxonomy places the organism in Eukaryota, Metazoa, Cnidaria, Anthozoa, Actiniaria, Aiptasiidae.